This is a messenger RNA of Mycotypha africana, 411 nucleotides long. RefSeq names its product histone H3. The record is from RefSeq and is a predicted model, not a curated record. NCBI's taxonomy places the organism in Eukaryota, Fungi, Mucoromycota, Mucoromycetes, Mucorales, Mycotyphaceae. The transcript has a single exon. Gene Ontology annotation, cellular component: nucleosome. The coding region runs from base 1 to 411 and encodes 136 amino acids. Gene Ontology annotation, molecular function: structural constituent of chromatin; protein heterodimerization activity; DNA binding.
AUGGCUCGUACUAAACAAACUGCUCGUAAGUCCACUGGUGGUAAGGCUCCCCGUAAGCAAUUGGCUACUAAGGCCGCCCGUAAGUCUGCUCCCUCUACUGGUGGUGUCAAGAAGCCUCAUCGUUACAGACCUGGUACUGUCGCUCUUCGUGAAAUCCGUCGUUACCAAAAGUCCACUGAAUUGUUGAUCCGUAAGCUUCCUUUCCAACGUCUCGUCCGUGAAAUCGCUCAAGACUUCAAGACCGAUUUGCGUUUCCAAUCUUCUGCCAUUGGUGCUCUUCAAGAAGCCUCUGAAGCUUAUCUCGUCUCCCUCUUUGAAGAUACCAACUUGGCUGCUAUCCACGCUAAGCGUGUCACUAUUCAACCCAAGGAUAUCCAAUUGGCUCGUCGUCUUCGUGGUGAACGUUCUUAA